AUAAUCACAAUUUUACACAGUGUUAUGAUAUGCGGACUGUUGUAGUCAGCCUGUCUCUGACUCAAGGUCUUUUUAACAGAAAUGAAGAUGUCGUGACCUCUGACCCCCGGUCUGUUUACAUGGCAGCAGAUGGCUAAUAGUUAGCUUGUGCUAGUUAACGUUACUUACGGUUGAAAUGAUGGAACCACUCUGCGACUACUUCAUGUAUUUUCCUGCCGCUCCGAUAUCAAGUCUCUCGGACCCGGCGGACUUCACAACUCUUCCCCGGAGACGUCACCUGUACCUCGGGGAGACUGUCCAGUUCCUGUUGGUGCUGCGGUCCCGGGACCCUGUGAAGAGAGAUUAUGGCUCCGGGGUUUUACCAUGGAGGGACCUGGGGGAAUCUCUGUCUGCUCUGGCGAGUGUGUGCGUCGCCGAGAGCCGGCAGCAGAGUCACGGUGAGUGCGAGCCAGACCUCCAGAGCAGCGAGGACAGCGGGGAAGAGGGGCCCGGGGACAGGGAGGCUGGAACCACAGACAACCGCGAAACAAGACCGGAGAGCAGCCGGGUUUUCAGACAGUGCAGCCCGCUUCUUAAUCACACCUCGGCCACUGGUGGACGACAGGAUGGCAGGGAACCGGUGAAGUCUGCUCUGGUGCAGGACAACCAGAUCAUCUUCUGUCUCACCGUCUCUCUGGACAAGCUGCCAGUCAACACACUCAAAGCCAAGAUCAUAGUGACUGUUUGGAGGCAGGAGGAGGAGAAGGUGGAGGUGAGCGAACAUGGCUACCUGACUCUUCUGCAGCUCAGAAGUCCAACACACACCUUCAGACAGGACCUGAACACCUUCAAGGCACAAGUCAACACCACCCUGAACGUUCUUCCGCCUCCCUCUGUCCAGUGUCAGCAGAUCACCGUCUCUGGGAAACACCUGACUGUUCUCAAAGUGUUGAACCUCAGUUCUCAGGAGGAGGUGUGUGUCAAAGAUGUGAAGAUCCUCCCUAACUAUAACUCCUCCUACCUCCCCAUGAUGCCAGAUGGGUCAGUUCUCAUAGUCGACAAUGUCUGCCACCAAUCAGCUGAGGUGACCAUGGCUUCGUUCUAUCGGAUGGACAGCGAGUCAUCGCGUUUACCCAGCAGGCUCAGUGCCCUGGAGGAGCAGAACUUCCUGUUCCAGCUGCAGCUACAAAACAAAGCAGAGGAGGACUCCAGUGAGGGUCUUGAGGUCCCAUUGGUGGCUGUGUUACAGUGGUACACUCCAGCUCUACCUUUCACCAGAUACAUUUCCAGUUGCUACUCGCUGCCCAGUAUUUGUCUGGAUCGUCCUCAGCUGGUGAUGACAGCCUCCUGCCCCAGUGCCGUCAGGCCUCUGGAGCACUUCUGGGUGAAAUACACCCUGCUGAACAACUUGCAUGACUUCCUGGCCGUCCGUCUGAUCUGGAAUUCUGAAGCUCACAGUCGUCUGUGUCAGCAGGACCCCAGGGUGGGAGCAGUGGUGUGUCAGUCUCCCCUCAACAACCUGGGACAGUGUAGCAAGGGCUCCACCCUCUCCUUCACCGUGGCCUUCCAGAUCCUCAGGACCGGACUCUCUUUAAGCCAGCACAUGAAACUGAAGCUCCAGUUCUCGGCCGCCGUGUCCACUCCUCCUGCGGGGCUUCGGUCGUCACUGAGGAAGUCUCCGUCAUCAUCCAGCUCUGCGGCCAGAGAGCUGCUGGACAGACAGAGCCUGGGCCGGUCUCAGAGCUUCUCCCACCAACAGCCGUCCAGGUCGCACCACGUCAGGUCAGGCACUGUGAUGGAGCGUCGGGCUGUCACGCCUCCUGUUGGUUCUCCGGUGUGCAGCUCCCUCUCACUGCCCCCCGACCUCACCCUCAUUUCACUGGACAAGAUAGCCAAGAGAGAGUGUAAGGUGUUAGUGCUGGAACCAGUCCAGGAGGCACACUGCAGAUGACCUGGAGACGAAGGUCGUACUGAGACACAACCGUCAGUGUUUGAUCCUCCUGUCCGGCCUUCAGAGCCUCGUCGUCUGCCUGAAGGAGACGUGCUGCAUCAACCGGAC
Molecule: messenger RNA, 2038 nt
Organism: Seriola dumerili (greater amberjack)
Lineage: Eukaryota; Metazoa; Chordata; Actinopteri; Carangiformes; Carangidae
Gene: trappc14
Exons: 12
Coding region: 176-1930 (584 amino acids)
Biological process (GO): cilium assembly
Cellular component (GO): TRAPPII protein complex
Molecular function (GO): alpha-tubulin binding
Source: RefSeq, a predicted model, not a curated record